Culicoides brevitarsis is the source of this 2023-nucleotide messenger RNA. It is a transcript of the gene Tbc1d22, whose product is annotated as TBC1 domain family member 22B. Gene Ontology annotation, biological process: activation of GTPase activity. The record is from RefSeq and is a predicted model, not a curated record. Gene Ontology annotation, molecular function: GTPase activator activity. The transcript has 2 exons. Lineage: Eukaryota; Metazoa; Arthropoda; Insecta; Diptera; Ceratopogonidae. The coding region runs from base 298 to 1782 and encodes 494 amino acids.
UAAAAAUAUUGAAAAUUGUUCGACCACAAAAAAAUCUUCGAAAUCCGCAAAUAUUGCGGAAUUUUUGAUAAAAUUUUACAAAAAACCCCUAGAUAAGACGCCACCCGAUGAUAUUCAUUGGAAGUAGCCACACCAACUGCCAUCCAAAGUGAUAAAUGUGUGGCCAGCUUUCUUUUUUUACCUUUCCGCAACAACAUCAUCAUCAUCAUCUGACGACGUAUCACGAUAUAUACGAAAAGUUUUAUUAUUAAAUUAGAUAUAAAAAACGGGAACACACAAUCGGUGUCCUAGAUACCAAUGGAAAACCACAAUUUUUGGAAGAACAGCGUCAAUACGAAACCGGGUCGCAUCAAAAAGGACAACAAUGUCGCUGGAGCGGCUGCUGCUGCCGGAAGUUCGUCUUUCCAAAAGUUCCAAAAUUCCGUGCAGGACGCCUGGGAAGUGGGAGACGACGAAUUUUGCAUCGUGUCUGGGCUGCUGAGCGAAUCCAAGGUUUCACGCAAGUCUUUUUCGUCGCCGGCGCCAGCGAAUGUCAUCCAGACCCACAAAAGCAACGGAACGGGCUCGAAUCGGGACAAAGAACCGGCUGCCAAGGAAAAUUGCCAGGAAAAUCGAAAUGUUGCAUCGGCACCGAGCUCAUCCGCGAGUCCCGUGCCUGUCGUUUCGGCAGAUCCCAAGCCGAAAUUUCACUAUCCGGGCAGGGUGCAACUGCUAAAAUUCCCCUCGACGAUCGCCAGUAAGAAUGACGAGUACGAAUCAAAGUUGGAAAAGUACAAGACGAUCCUCGAAGCACCGCUGUUGAACUUGAAAGCCUUAAAAGAACUUUGUUGGUCGGGAAUUCCGCGGAAAAUGCGCGGCGUAACGUGGCGCCUGCUAUCCGGACACUUGCCAACGAGUCUGGAGCGACGCGAAUCCGUGUUGCAACGCAAACGAGCCGAUUAUCAGAAACUCGUGGAGCAAUAUUUCGACGUUUCCAACCAGAAUUUCGAGAAAAACGAACGACUUCAGGAUACGCAGAGCUUCGAUCAGGACGACACGUAUCGCCAGAUCAACAUCGAUGUACCUCGCAUGAAUCCGCAAGUGCCGUUGUUCCAGCAAAAGUGGGUGCAGGCGAUGUUUGAGCGGAUUUUGUUCAUUUGGGCCAUCAGACAUCCCGCUUCCGGCUACGUGCAAGGCAUAAAUGACCUGGUGACGCCAUUUUUCAUCGUUUUUCUGCAAGAGGCUCUCGAAUCGGGCACCGUGGAUAUUGAUACGUGCAAAUUGGAGGACUUGACGACGGAACAACGGCACAUCAUCGAGGCAGAUUCGUUUUGGUGUCUCUCGAAAUUCUUGGAUUGCAUACAGGAUAAUUAUAUUUUUGCGCAGCUGGGCAUUCAGGCGAAGGUGAAUCAACUGAAGGAGCUUAUUCAGCGGAUUGAUGGGACGCUGCAUCGACACUUGCAGACGCAUGGCGUGGAUUAUCUGCAGUUCUCGUUUCGCUGGAUGAAUAAUUUGUUGACGCGAGAGCUUCCGUUGCAUUGUACGAUCCGGCUGUGGGACACGUAUUUGGCGGAAUCCGAUGGAUUUGCCGUGUUUCAGCUAUAUGUUUGUGCAGCUUUCUUACUGAACUGGCGCGAUCAACUUUUGCAAGAGAACGAUUUUCAGGGCCUUAUGUUACUUCUACAAAAUCUCCCGACGCAAAAUUGGUCAGACUCCAACAUCUCGGUUCUCGUUGCGGAAGCCUUCCGACUGCAAUUCACAUAUUCUGACGCCCCGAAGCACCUGGAGACGAAAAGCAGUUGACCGAACGACCCACAAAUCAAUCUUUAUCAGACAAAUUCUAACAUUUCGUUAUUCGUUUAGAUUCGUUUCGUUUUAGGAUCCAUGCAAAAAGUGCAAAAAAAAAAAAUAAAUAAAAAAAGGUAAUUGUAGCCACUAGAAACGUAAGAAAAUUAAAAAUAAAUAAAUAUUGAUCCUCAGCACUUAUUAUAUCAAGAAAAAAGAAAAAUUAGGUUAAAAUAUUUGAAUAAAGCCAUGUACGAGG